AUGACAGAUUCCGAAGUAAAUGUCGACGAGAACGGUAAACAAAAGUCCGGAAAUCUCGACGAAGACUGCGAGAAAGUCGUGUCGCAUGUUGCCUGCGUCACACUAGAGUCCGACUCACUCCCAGAAACUCCCAACAUGCCAAGGGCUUCAAGAAAGAAGAAGCGUCUAAUUCGUCGUCCACGCAGUUAUAAAAUGGAUGUUGAUCCUCAGCCAACUACCUCACAGAUCAAGCCAGAUAGUAGAAUGGAAUGGGAUGGAGCAGAGUCGUGUCUUUCUUCAACGAGCGAAAGUGACGAAGGAAAUACCGCUGCUGAUGCUGACGAUGAACAGAGUGACUGGGUCGGGUACGCCCCCUCCGUGACCGAGGGUGACUUUGAUCCACUAGAAGAGCGACGAGGUCGUCGAAUACAGCAAAAGUUGCAAAUGUCUCAGUUACAACGACGUCUGGAAAGAUUUGCGCUUGAAGGUGGCCGUGGAGAAAUGGGCAUUGAAUUUCGUAUCAAGGAUCGACCAAAUUCAAUUCAGUUUAACCGCAUGCUAUUACACUAUCGCCUGGAAGUUGUCAAACGUCAGCGUGGAACGGUAGUUAUCCGAAAGAAAAGUAAUCCGUGCAAUAAAGUCCCAGAAUACGAGUAA
Cooperia oncophora is the source of this 636-nucleotide messenger RNA. Lineage: Eukaryota; Metazoa; Nematoda; Chromadorea; Rhabditida; Trichostrongylidae. The record is from the annotation of a GenBank genome assembly.